This is a messenger RNA of Epinephelus moara (kelp grouper), 1669 nucleotides long. It is a transcript of the gene cldc1, whose product is annotated as C-type lectin domain containing 1. The record is from RefSeq and is a predicted model, not a curated record. Bases 333 to 1097 code for a protein of 254 amino acids. The transcript has 6 exons. Lineage: Eukaryota; Metazoa; Chordata; Actinopteri; Perciformes; Serranidae.
GACCACAGCAACAGGCAGAAAUACAGAGCAAACAAAGUGAGGAAAGAACAUCCCGUUUUGGAUUAACAGACUCUCCUCUUUUCCAGAAAACACUCAACAGAACGCUGGAAUUAUUUAGUUGUAGGUACAGGACAGUUAAACUGAGCACAUUUGUCACAGCACUGCAGCAGUGUUGCGGGCAGGGUGGACGUGCCUCGAUAAAUCAACCAGCAGGGACAAAUUUAAUUUCAACGAGAAAUAUUGCUGCUUGGGAGAGAAGAUACUGACGCCUUCAGGGACCAGAGGAGGUACAGUGGAGAGAGAGACAGAGUGUUAACAAGGGCAUCGCAGCCAUGGAUAGAGACAACUACACCGGCCUGCAGGAGUUCACAGAGGAACCAACAGGAGGGAACAAUCUCAUUCACGAGCACAGCAACGGCUCCCAGGGACUGAAGCAGGGCGUUGAGUGUUUGAGGAGUCGGACUGCUCUCCUGUUGCUUAUUGGCUUCUUGGCCUCCAUCUGUGCCAACAUAGCACUCACUGUGCUCUUGAUUGGCAGGCCGGUGCCAAGUGCCCCCCUGGAUUCCUCAUCUCUGGGUUUUAAACUGAACUCGGUGCAGAAACGUUACAUCCAGCUGUGUGAGGACUACACCGCUCUGGGACAGAGCUGUUCAAAGACAGUGAAGCAGUGCAGGGCGUGUCCUGAAAAAUGGAUUCAGAUCGGGGAUCAGUGCUACUUCUUCAGCAGUAACAAGCUAGACUGGCUUCAGAGCAGAGAUAACUGCGCAGAGAUGGGCAGCCAUCUUACCAUACUGCACACCAUGGAACAACAUGACGCUCUGGAAAAAGAAGCCAAGAAUAUCGGCGGAUUUGAUUACCACUUCUGGAUCGGCUUGUCUGAUAUAGAGACUGAGGGAGACUGGAGAUGGGUGGACAACACAACACUGCAACACAAUUACUGGGAUCAGUGGAGCUCAGAGCCAAAUAACCACCAGUCAGGAGGGGUACAUGGAGAGGACUGCGCCACCUUAGACAGCCACGCAAAGACAUGGUUUGAUGUUCCUUGUAAUCACAUUUAUAAACGGAUCUGCCAGAUGGAUGCCAUUCAGCUCAACUGAAUCCUCACACUGAAAAUACUGCACAACUGGGAAGUCUGGAAACCUAACAAGGUUGUGAAAAAGCCCAAUCUAAAAUGUUUGAUUGCAUGUUUGGGGUUAUUCGCACCAUAUUUUUUUUUAGAAGGUAUAGUUGGUGAAAAUCUGUACACUGUGUUGAGGAAACUGCAAUACUGCACACUUGUUGUCAAGCAAAUCUAAAGGACAAAGACAUGACGUAACAUUUUUUGGAGUGUGUCCAUUGUCAAUUAAUGAGUCAAUUAUUGAAUGUACUUGUGAGAUAUUUCCCAAUGACUUUUAUUUGAAUGUCAGGCCAUUCAGGUCUGACAUUAGAAAAAGGUCUUCAUAUUGCAAAACUGAAUGCCACGAACACUGUCUACUGUCUCUUAGACCUUUGGGCACGAUUGUUGUCUGUCUUCGAUGUCCACCAUCUUCAGCAGAGAUUUGUGCCAAUUCACAUCUUAAAACUGACCUGCAAAAUAUUUUACAGUUUUCUCUUCAAGAUUAGUGUUGCUUUUCUGCACUGCUUUAUGUGUUUGAGAUGUUUAUGUCAAUAAAAUUUUCUUUUUUCUAUA